Molecule: messenger RNA, 1957 nt
Organism: Arachis stenosperma
Lineage: Eukaryota; Viridiplantae; Streptophyta; Magnoliopsida; Fabales; Fabaceae
Product: protein NODULATION SIGNALING PATHWAY 2-like
Exons: 1
Coding region: 254-1720 (488 amino acids)
Biological process (GO): regulation of DNA-templated transcription
Cellular component (GO): nucleus
Molecular function (GO): sequence-specific DNA binding; DNA-binding transcription factor activity
Source: RefSeq, a predicted model, not a curated record
UUUGGGAAAAAGCAUCCAUCUUAAUAAUAGUGCCCCCGUAUAGUAGCAUUAUAUGAAAAAAAAAAGAAAGAAAGAAUGAGUUUCUGGACAUCCCUGUCUCUUGUUUCAACUCUUUCAUCAUUCUCUCUCUCAUUCACCCUAUAAAUCUCUCACACACACACUUCCACUACUGGCAUCAGUUGUACGGCACAACUUGGUUCUCUACUUCUCUUUCUCCUUCUCUCUUUCUCUACCUUUAACUAUCUUUGUCCCUAUGGACAUGGACAUGGAUGGCAUCCCAGACAGCCUCGAUUUCUCCGAACGCAGCACCACCACACCCACGUCCGAUGAGGACUGCAACUGGGAUCAUCUGUCCCCACUCGUCAACUGGGAGUCCUUCACCACCGACAACGACGACUUUCACAGCCUCGUCGGUUCCAUCGUCGACGAUGCGCGCGCCGCUGCCAUCUUGAGCCAAGACCACGGCUACCUUGAGGAAGCCUCAAGCGCCGAUGACGGCAGCGUCUCAGCAACAGAGGACAAAAGAGGCGGCGGCGAAGAUCCCAAGGACUUGCGGCUGGUCCACCUCCUGAUAGCGGCGGCGGAGGCACUCGCCAGCACCACCAAGAGCCGCGACCUGGCUCGAGUGAUAUUGGUUCGGCUCAAGGAGUUAGUGUCCUCCACCCAAGGCAGCACCAUGGAGAGGCUCGCGGCGCACUUUACGGACGCCCUCCAGACUCUGCUAGAAGGCGCCUGUGGGGGUGCGCAUAGCGCCACAAAGCACCAUCCUAUUCAAAGUGGGGACCACCAGCAAACAGACACAAUAACGGCCUUCCAACUUCUCCAGGACAUGUCCCCUUACAUUAAGUUUGCUCACUUCACAGCUAACCAGGCCAUCCUCGAGGCCGUAGCCCAGGAGAGGAGGGUUCACGUCGUUGAUUAUGAUGUCGCAGAAGGGGCCCAAUGGGCCUCCCUAAUGCAGGCCUUUGUGUCCCGUAAGGAAGGCUCACCGGGCCCUCACUUAAGGAUCACCGCAUUAUCACGGGGUGGAAACAGCGGACGGAGAUCCAUCGCCACCGUUCAAGAAACCGGUCGGCGAUUAGUUGCGUUCGCGGUGUCCCUUGGGCAACCGUUUUCUUUUCAUCACUGUAGGUUAGACCCUGACGAAACCUUUCGACCUUCUUCUCUGAAACUUGUUCGUGGAGAGGCUUUGGUUUUCAACUGCAUGCUGCACCUACCGCACCUCAGUUAUCGGGCCCCGCACUCUGUCACUUCGUUCUUCAACGGUGCGAAGGCGUUGGGUCCGAAGCUAGUGACGGUGGUGGAAGAAGAGGUGGGGUCCGUUGGAGGGGAAACGGGCUUUGUAGGGAGGUUCAUGGAGUCUUUGCAGCACUACUCGGCAGUGUACGAUUCGCUGGAGGCGGGGUUUCCGAUGCAGAGUCGGCCCCGGGCUCUGGUGGAAAGGGUUUUCUUGGGCCCGAGAAUAGCGGGGUCGUUGGGGCGGCUAUACUGGAGGGGUGGGGAUGAAGAGAGAGGAUCGUGGGGGGAGUGGUUGAGUGCGGCCGGGUUCACCGGAGUUCCUAUAAGCUUUUUUAAUCAUUGCCAAGCUAAGCUGUUGGUUAGUCUAUUUAACGACGGGUAUAGAGUGGAGGAAUUUAGUAACAAUAAAUUGGUGUUGGGUUGGAAAUCAAGGCGUUUGCUUUCAGCAUCUAUUUGGAAUUAUUCUAUUUCAGAACCUUAAUUAUUUUAGCUUUUAAUAACUCUAAAAUAAAAAAAGUGAGAAUAGAAAUAAAGUUAAAAAGAUCUGAUCUUCUGCUUCAAAAUUCAUCCUACAAGAACACUUCUUAAACAAGUGCUCUUGUUGGGAUUUUGCUGUCAUGUGGAAAAGAAUUCUGGCAACUAGUUUUCUUUCCUUUUGUUUAUCCAUGAUCAUUCAUGUUUUAAAGUCUUCUUCUCAAUUCAAUGUUUAGUUUGUUUA